CCCACACCCGUAUUGCCUUCCUCCGGGGUCCCUUUUGUUGCGCCAUCAAACAUAAGCACCUUUGCCAGCGACCGAGGAGGAAUCACAUCGCGCCCGGAAUCAGACAUGUCGAGGUCCUUCUACGUGGAUUCCCUCAUCGUCAAGGACGCCGUGGUCAGACCCGGGGCGGCGCACGACUUCCUCCUGCCCAUCGGCGUGCACGCCCCGGGCGUCGUGUCCGUGGCCCCGGCGUGUCCCUCCAGGAAGAGCGGCGCCUUCUGCGUGUGCCCGCUGUGCGUCACCACGCACAUCCACGCGUCCCGGGGCGGCGUGCCCGCCCUCAAGAACCACUUUGCGGGCGCCGAGUACUGCCACAGGUACGCGCAGACUCCCUCUCUUGCGCACCCGGGUCACGCACCUGUUUGCACGGCCGCCUUCAGCGUCACGGACCCACGCAGGUACCACUGCGUGUCUAUGGGCGCCACGGAGAGCACCCACGGUCAAAACGGCAAGCGCAUGCGCACUGCAUUCACCAGCACGCAGCUGCUGGAGCUGGAGCGGGAGUUCUCCAGCAACAUGUACCUGUCGCGCCUGCGCAGGAUCGAGAUCGCCACCUACCUGAGUCUGUCCGAGAAGCAGGUGAAGAUCUGGUUCCAGAACCGGCGCGUCAAGCACAAGAAGGAGGGCAAGGCGGCGCAGAGGAGCGCGCUGCACGGCGGCGGCUGCAAGUGCGCGGGCGUGGGUGCGCGUCACCACGGCGGCCCGGCGGACUACCCGCGCUCCGAGGACGAGGAGGAGUCCCUCUCGCCCGCUUCGGCCUCCGAGGAGAAGGACGCGGCGGUCAUGUGACUUUCGUGACUUUGGACCAUGGGGCAUGAAAGAUAAACUUUUUGGUGUAACGCAGGGGUGUCCAAAGUAAGGCCCGGGGGCCAUUUGCGGCCCGCAGCUAAAUUGCAAAAUUGAUAGUAAUGCAAAAAUUUCAACAACAACAAAAAAACAUUUAAAAAAAGUGGACUGAGGUGAAAUCUAAUCAGGAAAAUGUUGACACAAAGUUGCCAUGCAGGCAGUUUUUUUCCCCCUUUUUGUCUUUUUUUUUCUUUUUUUUUUCCAUUGCUCAAAAAAAAAGGACAAAAAAAAUUGUUGUAAUGAAUUAUUACUUAAAAAAGGUUCCCUUUAAAAUGUUUUAUGUGGAAAAAAUAUUGCAUAUGUUGUGGGGAUGCCAUCAAAGUUUUGACAAAAGAGCUUAAGACUUAAAAUCGACAGAUAUAUCGGAAGUUGAUCUUGAUAUUUAAGUGUAAAAGUUAAAUAAAAAAAAAAAGGCAUCACUUUAUGAGUGGGGAACCUUUCGGAUCUCAAAGCAUAAAACAAACAAAAUAAUAGUUCAAACUUAAAAUUGACCGAUAUAUCGGAAGUUGAUCUUGAAUUUUAAGUGUUAAAAGUAAAAAAUUAUAUAUAUAAAAAAAAAUGCAUCACUUUAUGAGUGGGGAACCUUUCGGAUCUGAAAGCAUAAAACAAACAAAAUAAUAGUUCAGACUUAAAAUCGACAAAUAAAUCGGAAGUUGAUCUUGAAAUUUAAGUGGUAAAAGUAAAAGAAAAAAGAAAAAAAUGCAUCACUUUGUGAGUGGGGAACCUUUCGGAUCUCAAAGCAUAAAACAAACAAAAUAAUAGUUCAGACUUAAAAUCAACAGAUAUUUCGGAAGUUGAUCUUGAAAUUUAAGUGGUAAAAGUAAAAAAAAAAUAAUAAAAAAAAAUGCAUCGCUUUAUGAGUGGGGAACCUUUCGGAUCUCAAAGCAUAAAACAAACAAAAUAAUAGUUCAAACUUAAAAUCAACAGAUAUAUCAGAAGUUGAUAUUGAAAUUUAAGUGUUAAAAUAAAAAAAAGAUUUAAAAAAAUGCAUCACUUUAUAAGUGGGGAAUCUUUCGGAUCUCAAAGCAUAAAACAAAAUAAUAGUUCAAACUUAAAAUCGACAGAUAUAUCGGGAAGUUGAUCUUGAAAUUUAAGUGUUAAAAGUAAAAAAUAAAAAAAAUGCAUCACUUUAUGAGUGGGGAACCUUUUGGAUCUCAAAUCAUAAAACAAACAAAAUAAUAGUUCAGACUUAAAAUCGACAGAUAUAUGGGAAGUUGAUAUUGAAAUUUAAGUGUUAAAAGUUAAAAAAAUAAACAAAAAAAUGCAUCACUUUAUGAGUGGGGAACCGUUCGGAUCUCAAAGCAUAAAACAAACAACAUAAUAGUUCAAACUUAAAAUGGACAGAUAUAUCGGAAGUUGAUCUUGAAAUGUAAGUGUUAAAAGUAAAAAUUAAAAAAAUGCAUCACUUUAUGAGUGGGGAACCUUUUGGAUCUGAAAUAUAUUUAGUAGGAUUUUAUUUAACUUUUCGCUGUGAUUACUCAAAAAUAUUAAGUAAUUAAAAUCAAUGGUGUCCUGCAUUAUUGAUCUUUGAGGGCUUUAAUUGCUAAAUAAAGGAACUCUCCUGAAGGAAUCAAUAAAGUACUAUCCAUCUAUCUAUCUAUCUAUCUAUCUAUCUAUCUAUCUAUCUAUCUAUCUAUCUAUCUAUCUAUCUAUCUAUCCAUCUAAAUACUGCAUAUUUCAGUUUUACUACAAAAAACAAAGUUGUCUUUGACAGAAAAGGCAUAAAACCUUUUUUGUUUUACUUUAUAUCAAGAUUUACUGUAAGCAUUAAAUUAAAAAAAAUAAUAAUUUGACUUUUUUUAAACAUUUUAGUGACUGAGACCCUCUAUGCUCCCUAGGAGCCCUAAAUAUUAAAAAAAAAAAAAAAUCCAUAUAUUUUGUUAUCGUUUGAAAAUGAAAAAUAUCAAAAUAGCCCACGCAUGCUUAAUUUUUCCGUGUGCGGCCCUCUGUGGAAAAAGUUUGGACACCCCUGCUAUAAUGUGACCCCUGUAUAGGUUGUGACCUAUGACCCCCACACUGUGCGCCCUUACAGAAGCGAUAUAAGAAAUAAUAGCACAACCCGUGUUUGCAAGCUAUUGUGUAUAUGUGUAUUUAUUGUAAUAAUAAACAUGUUGGACUUACCUUUUCAUUCUUUAUGUAAUUGUCCAAAAGCUGCUUCAAGCAAAAGUGUUGGAAUUUACAAUUCAGGCACCUGUCCGUAAAUGCAGCAUGAAUGGUCAUAUGCAUGUAACAAUGUGCUUGCUGUUUUUGUUUCUUUUAUUUUGUGGGGUGACAAAAAUAUUUAAACGAGUCUUUGCUUUGAAAGAAACAAAUCUUGCCUCAAUCCAUUUCCAAAUAUAGAACAUUGCACUUUUCUACGUGUUUUUUUAUGCACCAAAUAUGACUAUAAUAAUGCAAAAGUCAAUAAAAGAAAAUAAAUAAGUUUUCCAUUUACUCUUUAAAAUUGCAAUGUUAUACCUUUUGUUUUAUACUUAUUUAUGUAUUAAGUUAAACAACAAAUACAA
This is a messenger RNA of Nerophis ophidion (straightnose pipefish), 3389 nucleotides long. RefSeq names its product GS homeobox 2 (gene gsx2). The record is from RefSeq and is a predicted model, not a curated record. The transcript has 2 exons. Gene Ontology annotation, biological process: regulation of DNA-templated transcription. Gene Ontology annotation, cellular component: nucleus. Gene Ontology annotation, molecular function: sequence-specific double-stranded DNA binding; DNA-binding transcription factor activity, RNA polymerase II-specific. Lineage: Eukaryota; Metazoa; Chordata; Actinopteri; Syngnathiformes; Syngnathidae. The coding region runs from base 106 to 828 and encodes 240 amino acids.